GCUCUGGAAACUCCAAUGAGAGCGCCCUUCACACACACGAAGCCCCGCCUCCCUCCCCUCCUGCCUCCAAAGAACACCACGUCUACAAAUGACAACUCACCCGGAAGUUGUUCCCGCUCGCGCAAGGUGGAACCCGGUCACUUCCGGUCGUCGGUUCCGGUUGGUGUUCCCUCCUUUUCUUUAGGCCACGCCGCAGGUCGGAGCUGCCUCCCGCGCAGGCUCCUCGUCCCCUUCGAGCGCUUGGCGAUGCUGCUGCGGAGCCGGCAAGGCCCUGGAGCCUCGGCCUCAAUGCUGCCCCUCUUCUCCGUCCUCUUCCUCCUCCUCGCCGCGGCCUGGGCCUCGGAGAUCACCUUCGAGCUGCCCGACAACGCCAAGCAGUGCUUCUACGAGGAGAUCGCGCAGGGCACCAAGUGCACCCUAGAGUUCCAGGUGAUCACUGGAGGACACUAUGAUGUUGACUGUAGGCUAGAAGAUCCAGAUGGAAUUGUGCUGUACAAAGAGAUGAAAAAACAGUACGAUAGUUUUACCUUUACUGCAUCCAGAAAUGGAACAUACAAAUUUUGUUUCAGCAAUGAGUUCUCCACUUUCACACACAAAACAGUAUACUUCGACUUCCAGGUUGGAGAUGAACCACCUCUAUUUCCUAGUGAAAAUAGAGUUACUGCACUUACUCAGAUGGAGUCAGCCUGCGUUUCAAUUCAUGAGGCUCUGAAGUCUGUCAUUGACUACCAGACUCAUUUUCGAUUGAGGGAAGCACAAGGCCGCAGCAGAGCAGAAGACUUAAACACUCGGGUGGCCUAUUGGUCAAUAGGAGAAGCUAUCAUUCUUCUUGUAGUUAGCAUUGGGCAGGUAUUUCUUCUCAAGAGCUUCUUCUCAGACAAAAGAACCACCACAACUCGUGUUGGAUCGUAACUCAUGUUGAGAAAAUACUUCAAACCCACUAUUUGUAAAAAAAAAAGAAAAGAAAAGAAAAGUGUUCUUCAUAUGUCUAGUUGCAGAACAAUUAAAAUGGGGAACAUUUUAAAUACCUUUGCCCUUUCCUUUCCAGUUAAAAUUGAAAAAUACAUAUUUCCCAAAGGCUGUGGGGAAAGGCAGCUUUUUAUUUGUGUUGUUUGGAUUUUUCCUUUUGUUCAUAUCUUCUGAGACACCUAACUUAAGGUUUCUAUUUUUUAAAACUAAUGAGAUUAUCUGGUAGGAACAUAGUGCUUUAAAAUAAAUUCUUUAAAUGGUGGUUUUGAAAAUUGCCUGGGUGCAGUCUGUUUUCUCAAAUUUGGGAGGUAUAGGAAUAGAAGGCAAAUAUUUGGUCCAAUGACUUGUACUGCAUUGUUUUGUUUUGCUAUGAAAAUUCUAGUCAUAUUUUCUUACUGAACCAUUUCAGCAGUUCUUAUUUUUACAGUACCAACUUUUAGACUAAACUAUGGAGAAACCAAUCCUCUGUAUAUUGGCAAAAAAUCUUUUUAAACGAAAUAAAUGGGGAGAACACCUUGUAAUUCUUGAAGCUGAGUCUUUGAGCUUUUGCUGCUGCUGCUCUGAAGAACUGAAAUAUCAACUGGCUUUGACACAAACCAUCUAAACUUUUCAGUUCUAGUUUCUUAGUAAGACUUGAAGUCAGUAAGACUAAGCUGAAGUACAGUAAGUGAUAUAGUUUGUUACUAAAUUAAUCUUACAGUCUCUUCAUUAGCAAUGUCAGUAGUCCUAUGAGACCUCCUUGAUAUAAGUUAUUUUGCAGGUUGUAAAGUAAAUUGGCUUACUAAACAAUAUGUCUGCAAAUAUAGGACACAAUUGAAUAGUCUUGGUAAAUGUAUUACAUUUGUUUAUUUAAGUCUAGUAACUUGGAAAAUACUUUCUGAUGGCUAUCAUACAGAAAUGUGUUUCUUUCUCCUGGUCAUUAUCAUUUUUGGAUAGAAGCAUCAUUUUGUGUAUAUUUGGAGCAACAGAUUUCUUGCCGUAUAGCAGUGGAGGGGAGUUGUUAACCAUGCAGAUGUUUUUAGACUUCAUUUCCCACAAUUCUUAACCAUUACCCUUGCUAGAUGACUCUGAUGGGAGUUGGAGGCAAAAUAUCUGCAGGCCGAAAAGUUAUUCUUUCCCACUUUGAUUUAUUGUUCGUUUAUUUUGAUGACUCCAAAUAGACAAUGUCUUAUAUAUGCCUGUAGAGAUGUGGGAUUGCACAGGCUACUGUAGUUUCAAGUAACCAAACUGAAAUUAGUAUCACCACCAUAAUGAUAAAACACAGCUGUUUGAAAGUAAACCUCAUUGAGUAUAGCUUCUAAAUACAUAUGUAUUUAAUUGGAGAAUGUGGCCUUUCAGAGACGGUGGAGCCAAUUUUUGCACUGUUUGAACAUGAAAAUACCACUAUGCUCAAAGACUUACCAUGGUAAAAAUGCAGUCUUCGAUUAACUGUUUUUUUAUUCAAAGGUGACACUUUGUGAGGCUGCUGUAGAUAAUCAGUCCUGGGAAAAUCCACCUAUUGCACAGUGUGUUAUACUUAAGUCCUCAGCAUGAAUCUAGGCCAAGUUCGCAUAACUUGUGGCCCUCCGGGUUUUUGGGACUCCCAGUUCACAGAAGCCUUAGACAGCUUGUCCAAGGGUCAGAAAUUCUGGGAACUGAAGUCCAAAACUCCUGGAAGACCAUGGGUUAUGCAGACCUGAUCUAGGCUGUGGUAUUCAAGUGCUGGUAUGGUAUUCAAGGCACAGAAAUACUCCCAUCACUGAUUAGCUCAGCUUCUAAAUUUGUUAAGACACUCUUGGUUCAGCUAGUUAUUCAAGUAAUUAAAAAUGUCAGCUGCUUGAAUAAAAAUGUCACAUAGUGUAUUCAGCUUUUUAGAAGGUACAACAUGAAUGUGUUUUAGGGACAAAGAACAUCACUGUGCUGUACUAUUUAAAAUCCUGUAGAAAUAACUUGGUGUACAAUGUUCUUGUUUUCCCAAUGGAAUUUGCGUAAAAUAAAUGUCUUGACUGUUUUUGUCAAUUUCUUGCAAAACUCAUGCCAUUGAAGAGGAUAGGCAUAGAUAAGUUAGUUUUCAGAAGAGAACACUUAUUAAUUCUGGAAUCCCACACCACUGCCACUUCGAUUCCUGUUACCAAAAGAUAUAAGCAGGAGUGCCAUGUAAAUUCUGUAGAUAGGCAGAAAUAGUCACAGUUGCAAGAAAAAGCAAUGAUGUCCAUUUGUUCUGAAUAAAAUUCUAAACUGCUUGUGAGUUGAUCUGUCAAGCUUUUUAGAUUGCCUAAUCAGUCCAGAUUUAGGUAUUUGUGGCUACCUUAUUAUAUUUAUAUGGCAGGUAAAUUUUAGCAAUCAUUGGCCAUGCAAAAAGCUUUGAAAUGAGUUUUCUGCAAAAUAUGACUACAACUGCUAUCUGUCAGAUUUCUGUAAAUGGCUGCCAUGACACUAUCUGAAUCCUCCCCACCUCCAUUAUUAAUGUCUGUUUUGAUUUUUCUGGUGUAGGAUUUCUGACUCCUAACAAAAGAAGCUGUUGCAUCCAAAUCAUAUUGCUGCGUAAUAUGCAGUGUAUUUUUCUAUGUUUUCUUCAUACAUUGCAAACAUUUCAGGGUACCCAUAUAUUUUUCUGGCAUCCCGUCUUAGGUUAGUAGUAGAGAACCAGUAGACACACACAAUCAAACACUACAACAGGUUUCUGCAUUUAUGUAGAGAGCCAUUCAUAACAGUCAAACAGUAGUCUUUCAUUACAUCUCUAUGUUUGAAGAACAGCUUAGUCCUGCCAUGAUGCUGACUUUCUGGAUAUGAUUUGCUUGAAAUCUCCAUGAUGUGAAGUGUCCUGUUUCUGAUAUAACUUGCAAACUUUGGUUCUUGAUGUUAAUAAGACUGUGCUGGCCCAGUGAAAAAUUAUAUGAAAAAAUAUAUUAAGAUAAGGUUCUGUUGGAGUGGUUCCUUAUUCGGAAACUUUCUUGACUUUUGGAUGUUCUCAAAAAUCAAGAUGGGGGAAGUAUUAUCUUUUUUUAUAUAUUGCUGAAUGGGGAUGAUGGAGGCUGUAGUCCAAAACAUCUGGACAGCACUAUGUUGGGCACGUUCUAUCUUAUUAAAGACUGAAAGCUGAUUGAGAA
Molecule: messenger RNA, 4058 nt
Organism: Anolis carolinensis (green anole)
Lineage: Eukaryota; Metazoa; Chordata; Lepidosauria; Squamata; Anolidae
Gene: tmed7
Product: transmembrane p24 trafficking protein 7
Exons: 4
Coding region: 16-912 (298 amino acids)
Biological process (GO): Golgi organization; intracellular protein transport; endoplasmic reticulum to Golgi vesicle-mediated transport
Cellular component (GO): Golgi apparatus; endoplasmic reticulum; COPII-coated ER to Golgi transport vesicle
Source: RefSeq, a predicted model, not a curated record